AUGUCAGAGUAGGAAAUCGAAGCUGAAGAAGGUUAAGUUGUGUAGCCAGAGGAAGUUGAUGAGGAAUAAGAUGAUAUUUAUCCUCCAGAAGAAGAAUAAAGAAGACUUACUCAUGAAAUAUUAAAAAAAGGAUUGGAAAGAAUUGGCAAGAUUUGGACAGGAAAGAAUUAUGCACUUGUAAAUAUGAACUGCGAAAAAAAGAAGAUAAAAAAUUUAUUUAAUAUUUUGUUCGAAUAUCCUCAUCUGCGUCAAAUUAACUUUAGCAAUAAUUGGAUUUCAGACAUUUCCACUGUCACUAGUAUUAAAUAUCUCACUCAUCUUAAUUUAACUAACAAUUUUAUUGAGAAUUUGGAUGCAUUUAGAGUACCUGAUACUCUUACUUUCUUGGAGGAUUUAAAUUUAACUGGAAAUAAAAUAAAAGAGCUUGUAAAUAUUGAAGCAAAAAAUCUUUAAAGACUUAACCUUAGCUCUAAUGAGAUUACAACUUGUGAAAAUUUCACAGGACAUCAAAGCAUUAAUGUUCUCAUUUUGAAGAAGAAUAAACUUAAAAAUCUGAAGGGUAUUCAGAAUAUGAGAAACCUUGAAUAGAUUUAUGCUGCAGAAAAUCCAAUUACAAAUUUUUAUGACUUAAAUAAUCUUCCACAUCUAAAGAAGUUGCAUUUAAGAAAGACUGAGAUUAAGAAUUUGGAUACAACUAAACCACAAGAAGUGCAAAAGGAAGAAGGGGAAGAAGGAGCAGAAGAAGAAAACUAACAAAAAGAAGAAAAGAAAAGAAUUAUUUUAAGACCUGAAUAAGAUUAAAUAGAAAAGGAGCUAUUAAAAUAAAUGCCUCACCUACCUUUAUUGCAUUAUAUAAAUCUUAGAGAAACUAAAGUUUAUGAUGUGAAAGAAGUUUUUUUGUUUUAAGCAUUCCCUAAUUUGACCUCUAUUAAUGUACUGGGUACUGACUUAGCAGAAUCUACUGAGCAUUCAAUCAAAGAAGAAUUAAUUAUGAAUAAUAAAUAACUCAAACACAUCAACAAAGAAGUAGUUGAAGAAGAAGAAGUUACAGAAGCACUUAAUAAAAGAAAAGAAAGGGAUGAAGAACUAGUUAGACAGUACGAAGAAGAAUAAGAAAGAUUAAAAGCUGAAGAAGAAGAAAGACAAAGGUUAUUAGAAGAAGAAAGAGAAAGACUUCUCGAAGAAGAAAGAUAAAGAAAAGAAGAAGAAGCAGCAGCUGCCUAAAAUUAGCAACAGUAAGAUGAAUGA
Molecule: messenger RNA, 1248 nt
Organism: Tetrahymena thermophila SB210
Lineage: Eukaryota; Ciliophora; Oligohymenophorea; Hymenostomatida; Tetrahymenidae
Exons: 1
Molecular function (GO): protein binding
Source: RefSeq, a predicted model, not a curated record